Molecule: messenger RNA, 1546 nt
Organism: Cornus florida
Lineage: Eukaryota; Viridiplantae; Streptophyta; Magnoliopsida; Cornales; Cornaceae
Exons: 2
Coding region: 390-1046 (218 amino acids)
Source: RefSeq, a predicted model, not a curated record
CACAAUAUUAUUAGGUUCCAAGAAAAAUGUGAUAUGGAUUAUGGACUGAAAAAGGUUGUACCAUCAUCCAGAUCAGAGACUUAAACCUUUUUACUUAUUUUGAACAAACUUUUUUAUUUUUUCCAAAAAAAAAAAAAAAAAAAAAAAAGGCUGAUCUGGGUUUAAUCUUCCUAUUUAAAUAUGAUUAGGUGAGAGUGCUUAUAGAAAAUGGAUAUUCCUUAUUGGGAAAUUGUGGGAAGAACUGGGAUGAUUAGGUUAAAAUAGUUUAGAAUUGAUAAGAUUUUUUUUUUUUUUUUCAUCAUGUUGUGUUGUGAAAGCGUCUAAAAGUCCUAUAAUUGGGAUUGGUUAUAAACUUAUGAAAUUUGGUGUUUUUUUUUUUUUUUUAACAGAUGGGCUGUGAAAAAUUAAUAAAUGGGUGGAGAAUGCCACUUUUAUAUUGGUUAUCAGAAAAGUUACCCUACUACUGCCGAGAAAAGUAUAAUGAAAUCGUUGGUGAACUUUGGUUUUUCUAUGGAUUGGUGUCUGCUUGUUCUGGCAUGUGCUGCUUCGUUAUGAUAGAAGGCAUAAGAAAAGUUUUUGAGAGGCAUAUGAAUAUUGGAUCUGCUAUCUUACCGAUUGGGCAGAUGAUACUCUUACAAAGUGUACACAAAGCAUAUAUUCGACGCGAAUUAGGACAAAAUUCUACGUAUGAACAUCAGAUUGGAUGCUCUGCAAAAUCCGCAACGUGUCUGCUACAUCUGUGUGCACUUUUUAUUUUGUCACACUUGGUGGAGGAUAUUUACUACGGCCUUUUAUGGAUAUCGUUUACUGCUGAGUACUAUGUGUUUAGGGAGCUCCUCUAUGGUUACCGUGACUUCAGUUUAUGGGACGCGUUACUGGAAGUUUUGAUGCAGAUUAUUGUGAUUUCUCAAAAGGACAACAACGUAUGUCUCAAGAUUGUAAGCUUGAUGAUAUGUGGUGUUGCUGUUUACUACCGGCAUUGUUCCUAUUCACCUUGUUGCAACUCUCGGUCAUCAUCCCAGGAUUGCAGAAGGAAAAUGAAGUAGAUUAAGAUUUCAGUCAUCUCACUUGGUUUGUUUUUUCUUUUCUUUUUUUUUUUUUUUUUUUUUUUUUCGGAUUUACUCUUAGCGACAGCAGCAGAUGAUUUUACUCUUCUUGAUUUUGCUGUGUGUCUAGAAAUCAGGAUCAAGUAGAAUAUGCAACCGAAAUCCUAAUUUUGGACUUCCUGUGAAUGUUCAAAUGAUGAUCUUUUCGUGUUGAUUUGGAUUUGUAGAAUUUGUGGCAUGAUUAUAGUCCACAUAAGUUGAUGGUUUUUAGAUGGUCCCGAUAUCAUUUUUUUGGGGCCAAUCACUAGUAGAUUUGUAAGCGAUUGUGUCGAAGAUGUGUAAACUUCUUUCAGCCUUUUGCUUACGUGUCCAAUUUGGUCUGGGAUCAUCUAAAAAUAUCUUCUUUAUUCGUCUGUCUUCAAUUCUUACAAAUUUUGUUUGUAUUUUGUGUUGUUUCUAGGCAUUGGAUUCUGCUGCAUCUUAGAAUCUCAGUGAAAGAG